Molecule: messenger RNA, 595 nt
Organism: Magallana angulata
Lineage: Eukaryota; Metazoa; Mollusca; Bivalvia; Ostreida; Ostreidae
Product: delta-like protein B
Exons: 3
Coding region: 71-595 (174 amino acids)
Source: RefSeq, a predicted model, not a curated record
UGCACGUACAGCACAGUGUUACAACAGUACAACGUGGGGUCUCUUUGAAAUUACUAGCAAGGCUGACAAAAUGCGAGGAUUUCAAUGUCUCUUACUCUGCGUUUUGCUUUACUCGGCUUCCGUUGAAGUGUUCGGUCAAUUGCCGGAAUGUACAGAUAAUGGAGACUGUCCAGACAAUGCCACAUGUGAGGAUGAUGACAACAGCAAUUUAAAAUGCGUGUGUGAGGAGGGUUUCGAUGAGAUCGAUUCUGGCGUAACUGUUGGUGGAACCGCAUUGACAGUUUGUGUUGAUCUCGGCGUUUGCAGUCCGUUAGACAACGAAGUGGAUGACUGUGGUGAGAAUGGACAAUGUAAAAUCUUCCAAAACGAGUUUGGAAUAGUUGAAGCUGCCUGUAUAUGCGACGAGGGAUACUACGGAGAAAAAUGUGACAAACUAAUAACAACAACAACAACAAUGCCUACAACUACUACUGGCACGACUAAGCGGUCAGGAUAUGGAGCCCUCUUCCCGUUCAUUGGGGGAGGGGCAUUUUUCAUAGUCAUACUAAUCCUACUGGCUGGAGGAGCUGCAGCGCUGGCAUCCUCAACUGGAUAG